AUGAGUGACAUUGUUAGCAACGCUCAAGUCGAUGCUCUCCUUCGUCAGCGCCUCACACCAGCUCAAUUGAAGGAUCGCGAGAACUUCGCUGGCUGGUACGCUACCAAGCGCAGAUGGACCGUGACUGCGGGUGUCAUGGCUCAGAUCGGUACCUUUAUGGGAGUCGCAACUCUGCUUCCGCCUGUUGGAGUCGCGGCUGCACUCGGUGGAGGUGGUGCGUGCGUCGGGGCGGCGCUUGGUCUCGGAGAUGCUGCGUAUGCUGCAGCACUGCAGGAAGGAGCCAAGAAGUGGGACAUCCUCCACGGCUAUGGAAAUCUGUACGCUUGA
Messenger RNA from Ceraceosorus guamensis, 327 nucleotides. RefSeq lists its product as hypothetical. Bases 1 to 327 code for a protein of 108 amino acids. The record is from RefSeq and is a predicted model, not a curated record. Lineage: Eukaryota; Fungi; Basidiomycota; Exobasidiomycetes; Ceraceosorales; Ceraceosoraceae. The transcript is spliced from 2 exons.